Closterium sp. NIES-67 is the source of this 3878-nucleotide messenger RNA. NCBI's taxonomy places the organism in Eukaryota, Viridiplantae, Streptophyta, Zygnematophyceae, Desmidiales, Closteriaceae. The record is from the annotation of a GenBank genome assembly.
AUCGCCAAGGGCUGCUGUUCUGCAGGCCCUCUCACUCCGAUACAGCUUAUUCCUCGCGCGUCGCCUCGAGCUUUUCACUGAGUCUACGUUACGACCAGCGACCUUAAGCACGCGACAGAAUCACGUAUUUCUUAGCACAGCAAUUGGACACCUCCUCGCUGUCUCGGAAUACUGUUACUAGAGAGGUCACGUCUUUCACGGUGAAACCGGAAAUUCGUCCGAAAGUUGCUCUUCAACGAACCAUUCAUUCUUCUCGCAUCGCCUAGAUUCCGAUCGUUCGCCGAAAUGGAGCGGUCAUUCCUAGCGCUCUCGCCGCAGCCGGGCGUUCUUCCGUCAGAGUCGCGCGCGGCAACAUUCGACGCAACGAUUAAGCCGGCUCAAAGACCAAGAGCCUCCCGUGCCGCAGCCUCUCGCAACUCGCCGUUUAUCCCUAGAACCACUCAUAGAAACAGCAAUUCGUGGCCGACUAAGAGAUUAGCAGCCCGGAGGUUUUUGUCAGUCAGAGCAGUAAACAAGCGAGAUUCCGCCAACGGAUCCAUCGGACCUUCUAGCCCGGCCCCUUUACCAGAAUCGCCGUCGCGAACCUCUCCCUCUUCUGCGUCCCUGGCGACAGCAGCUGCCAGCGAUCCAGCCAGCUCCAACCGCAGCAGUAAUACUAGUAGUACCGACGAUCCCGUUUCGAAUUCCCCUCAAGAGGAGACGAAACGGCGUGUUCAAUCGGACGUUGGAGAGAUUCGGGCGUCCGCAGCGGCAGAAGACGCGAAUGAGAAUGACGAGAACGAUGCGAAGGUGCGGCGACAGGUGGAUGAGUUAAUAAGGAUAUAUGCUACAGUGCAGCAGGUUCGAAGGGAAUACGUGGCGCCGGAUAUAUUCGAUUACCUUGGCGAAUUGCGUGCUUUUAUCGAAUCUGAUGCAGCGACAGGAGACAGGGGGGCUCUACGGGGGAAGGGACAGGUGGCGGACGGUAACGGAUUACAGUUACCGUUACCGUUUCCGUUCCAGUUACCACUACCGUUACCGUUUCCGUUCCAGUUACCACUACCGUUACCAUCACCAGAAUCGAUGAAGCUAAUAGAGGAGCUCAUCCCUAUCCCAGAUGUAUUGAGGCCUCUUCUCCCUGACCUCGGGAGCAGCAGACAAGACAACAUCAGCAGAAACAGCAGCCGGACCAGCAGCAGCAGCAGAGAAAGCAGAUCCACCAGCAGCAGUAGCCAGCAACCCAGCGAAAAUACAGCAGCAGCAGCAGCAGCAGCAGCAGCAGCAGUCCCGCGGUUCUUCUGCCCGCUAGACGCCAGGCCACCAGCAGCACAGCAGCAGCAGCAAAAGGAGGAACCCCUUCCGCGGCUGCUGUUUCUUCCUGGGGUGGACGGGGUUGGCUACGGCCUCAAGCUGCAUCACAAAUCGCUGGGGCGGUUGUUUGAAGUCACAUGCUUGCACAUACCGCUCUCUGACCGGACAGACUUCCAAGGCCUGUUAUCCCUGGUGGAAUCUGAGGUGCUUCAACAGCACGUGCAGUCGCCCAACCGACCGCUCUUUCUUGUUGGGGAGUCGUUCGGUGCGCUUCUUGCUGCAGCAGUGGCUGCAAGGAACCCAUCUGUGCCUAUCAGCCUUGUUCUGAUCAACUCGGCCACCAGCUUUCCCCGCUCCUCCCUUCAGCCCCUCAUACCCCUGCUAAAGAGCGUCCCUGCAGACGCCUACUCUGCUCUCCCGUUCCUAUUCAGCCUGUCCAUAGUGAAACCUCUACGCAUAGCAUCUGGUGGUUUGCCUCUUGAUGCCUCUCCCUUGGAUCGCUUGGAGAAGCUAAGGGACAAUCUGCUUAAUCUGCUGCCCUUUCUGCCUCUCCUUGCAGAAAUGCUCCCUCAAGCCACUUUGGAGUGGAAGCUUCAUCUUCUGGAAACCGGAUCUGCCUUUACAGAGCGUCUGCUCCCUCGUGUUCGUGCACCAACACUCAUUAUUGCUGGGAGCGACGAUCAGCUGCUUCCUAGCCAGCAAGAGGCGACCCGACUGCAGGAGAUUCUGACCCGGGCCAGAGUGAGGACGGCUGUGCGAGUGUUUGAAGGCUCGGGCCAUGCCCUACUGCUGGAGUCAAGCUUGGACCUCGCAUCAACCAUCAAGGGCGCUCACAUGUACAUCCAGAGGCGGGGCGAUGACCCCGUGGUUUCAGGCUUCCAGGCGCCCACAGUGGAGGAACUAGCUCGGGCCAAAUCAGGGCUGGACGGGUUCCUCCGCCGCUUUUGCAGCCCGGUGUUUCUGUCGACCAUCGUGGAAGAGACAGGGGAGGGGAGAGUAGCGGAUGCACUAUCGACUAACGGCACUGUGGCUGCUGGACGUGCAAGCGCUAGUGGUGCUAGUGAAGCAUCUAGUAACGGGAAUGCACUUGCUGCUGGUAGCGGGAAUGCACUUGCUGGUAACGGGAAUGCACCUGCCGGUAACGGGGCUGCUGUUGCGCAGAACGCGAGUGCGAGCCCAAGAAACAGCAGCAGCACGAGCCAAAAGAAUCACCACCAAAAGCAGCAGCAGCAGCAGCAGCAGCAGCAGCAGCAGCAGCAGCAGCAGCAGCGGCAGCGACGGCGGCAGCAGGUGGUGGUGGGGCUGGAGGGCGUGCCGGCCUGCGAGCGCCCGCUGCUGUUCGUAGGCAACCACCAGACCCUGGCGCCUGAGAUGAGCGUGCUGGUAUCAGAGCUCAUGGCGCACGGCGUGGUGGUCAGAGGGCUGGCACACCCCUUGGCAAUAGAAAUGUUCCAUGACAUCAGCAUGCUGGUGGAGCAGGGCGAGCAGUACAAGCUGUUUGGAGCGGUCCCCGUGACUCCCACCAACACCUACAAAGUACUCGCCAACAAGGAAGCUGCGCUGCUGUUUCCUGGAGGCGUGCGGGAGGCCCUCAAGAAGCGGGGGGAGGACUACCAGCUGUUCUGGCCAGAGAGGGCUGAGUUUGUGCGCAUGGCGGCGAAGCACGAGGCGACCAUUGUUCCCUUUGCAUGCAUCGGCGUGGAUGACGGGUUUGAUAUUGUCGUAGACGCUGACGAAAUGCCCAGCGUGCCAAUCAUCGGUCCCAUGGCAGUGGAGGGCGUGCAGGCAUGGCCCCGAGUCAGGGAUGCAGCAGCCGCCGGGGCUGCAGCAGAGCAGUUCAUCCCUCCAGUUGUCAUCCCCAAGGGGCUAAACCGCCUCUACUUCAUCUUCCAAGCACCCAUCAGAACAAAGGGCAUGUCGCACCUGCUGACGGACAAGGCAGCAGCAGCAGAGCUGUAUGCGCAUGUUAAGGGGGAGGUGGAAGGUGGGCUGCAGUACCUGCUGAAGAAAAGAGAGGAGGACCCUUAUAAUGAUCCGGUGUCGCGGUUGGUGUAUGAGGCUACCUGGGGAGGGGAGAGGCAGGCCCCCACAUUCAAACCCUAGGUAACCCGGUAUGUGAAGGGGAAGGUUGAAGGUGGGCUGCAUAACCUGCUGAAGAAAAGAGAGGAGGACCCUUAUAAUGAUCUGGUGUCACGAUUGGUGUGUGAGGCCACAUGGGGAGGGGAGAGGCAGGCCCCCACAUUCAAACCCUAGGCAUCCCAUUAUGUGUAUGGGGAGGAGAGAACCCUUACCGGGAUGUGGUGAUGCGGUUGGUUUGUGAGGCAGUGUGGCACCCUAAGCCCUUGCAAGGUGGUAACCCCUGCUCUUCAUGGAUGUGUCUGUGGUUGGUGCACUAUUAAUCGGCCAUGCCACAAAGACGAAGCCGGCAUACAUGUAUUGUGUACACCUCCACGUCAGAUGCCACAAAGGGUGAACUUUGUCGUAUGGCUGGGAAGGAGCAACACAAUGCCCUUUGUAUAUGAAAAGGCCAUAUAUUCUUGGCAUUCUUCGCACCCAACUAUGUACUAUGACUUCCCUUCCAUUUGAGA